AUGUUGCUCUAUAUUAAAUUAUUCCUUAUAUUUAGUUUUUUCUAUAUAAUUUCGACUGAGGAAGAUGAGGAAAUUAUCGAUGAAUACGUUUUGAACUUCGACUCUGCUUUAUACGUGUGUGGUGAUGAACAAAGUGAGGCUUACUUCGACAGCUCGCAGGUUGUAGUAAGUCGAUAUAAUGAGACUACAACCGCCAUGUCCGGUUACGCUAAAUUGUUGAAAGGGAUGGAACAAAAUACUCUUGUGGAAGCAUACGUGGAAAAAGAUGUAGCAGGUCGAUAUGAAAUGAUGAUGUCUCAUGAAAUUUGCAAUAUUUGCGAUGAAUUGGGCAAAGAAGACGGCAAUUACUAUUCUUACAUUAAAGACAUCGGAUUACCGGACUCUUGUCCUCUUCCACCCGCAGACUAUACCAUUUCCGACUUAGUUAUCGAUAAAAAAUACCUUCCUAUGAACAAAGCGAACGAAGGUCGAUAUCAGAUGACUCUCAAUUUCUACGACAGCCCCAGUGGGGAUUGCACUGGGCCAAAAACUUUUAUUGCAUGUCUUAAAGUCGAUAUGGUUAUUGAACCUAAAUAA
Messenger RNA from Papilio polytes (common Mormon), 576 nucleotides. RefSeq lists its product as uncharacterized. The transcript is spliced from 4 exons. Lineage: Eukaryota; Metazoa; Arthropoda; Insecta; Lepidoptera; Papilionidae. The coding region runs from base 1 to 576 and encodes 191 amino acids. The record is from RefSeq and is a predicted model, not a curated record.